UCGAAAAAUACGUAUUUUGUAAGCGCCCUCCUGCAGCCAGCUGUGAGAUUGCAUCAAUUUCAUUCGUUGGCGUCUUCCCUCUCGCACCGUUUGUCUCCGUUCGCCGCGCUUGCCACAACGCGAGUGCGUCUUUUGUUUCUGCUGCCCUGUCGUUCAUGGCAGACCUGUACCGCAGGCUGCCUUUGCUGCUGCUCGCCAUUGUGCUGCUGCUUGCCGUUGUCGUCUUCCAUACUUGCUGCCUCUUGCGCGUUCCAGGGAAGAAACAAACGUGGCGAACGUCGAAGACGGCCAUGAAGAUGGAGAGGGUACAGACGAGGACCACGCUGUCCGAUGGGGCUGCGGGGUCGUCACGUCAGCGCUGCAGAAGUGCGGAAGCAGUCAGGCGGCCGUACGACCCCGCACUGUACAGCCACCUGCAGUCCCACGAGAUACCGUUGCCUCCAAGUGACGAUGACGGCGACGACCCACGAUGUUCUACCCUUCCUCUGGGCAGCGGUUCGACUCGGGAUUGGAUGGGGAGCCAGCUGCACAGGCAGGCAUCGACGCCGACGUACAAUGAUCUGCUGGAGGGGCGUACCCCGGCUGGUUAUGACCCAGGACUGGUGGAUCUCAGCUUCGGAUUGAGGUCCGGGAGUGCCGAGGAGGUGACGCGCACCGUUAUCGUGAACCCAGCUUCGGGCACCACCCACACACCGGCUCCACCGACAACGCGGACUGGCGGAUCAGUUCCGUGUAGAACGACGACGGCAGGUGGCACAGUGGACGGACGACGCCCAAACGAAGAGUGGUCAGCAACGGAGGUCGUUAGUCGAAAGUUUUGGGAUGAUCAUCGGCGACAAUCGCGUGAAGCGAGCACGACUGGCAUAACGAGAGGGGUGGCGAAGAUUACCGUGGGGGCGGACGAUAUAUUAGGCGAUGAAGAUGGUGCAGUUGCGGAGGAUUGCGAGGCAGACGACGGGGCCGGUAACGACGACGAGGAGGACGACGAGGAGAUGGAGAUUCGUCCAGUAGGGAGAAAGCGGGGAGGGUCGAGGGCCGCGAAAAAGUUGUCGGAAACGCGCGGGGCGGAGGGGGAAGAAGGGUGUGGAAGAUGCGUCGGCUGGCGAGGGAUCGAAAAGCCGGGAUUUUUGGACCGUGGAGCACAUGAUUGCUCUCAUCCGGGCAAAAAGAGACCAGGAUUCGCAUCUUGCCGGCCUCGCGCACACCACGGGAAGGAUGAAGACGAAGACAUGGAAGUGGGACGAUGUGGAGAAGAGGCUGGUGCACAUGGGGGUCACGAGUAGAAAGGCCGUCGAUUGAGGGAAGAAAUGAGACAACCUGUACCAGCAAUUCAAAACCGUGCACAAGUUCAUGGGAGAAUCGGGGAAGC
Messenger RNA from Chara braunii, 1369 nucleotides. Lineage: Eukaryota; Viridiplantae; Streptophyta; Charophyceae; Charales; Characeae. The record is from the annotation of a GenBank genome assembly.